CGGCUCGGCCCAGGCGAGGGGACUAUGCGGGGCUGCCCCGGCGCGCUGUGUGCGGAGCCCGGCGAGCGGCCGAUCGCCGCGGCGCUGCCCGGCCGCCCCUUCGCGGCGCGGACCGGAGGAGACUAGAGGCGACUCUGCGAGCAGCCCGGUGGCUUCGGCAACCCCAGAGACCUAAGUCCGGCGCGGGCUCUUGAGGAGGAAUUGACAACAUGGCUUCCCCACCGCACCAGCAGCUGCUGCAUCACCACAGCACCGAGGUGAGCUGCGACUCCAGCGGGGACAGCAACAGCGUGACGGUGAAAAUCAACCCCAAGCAGCACCAGGGCUGCACCUCUUCCAAGCACUGCAAGUACAGCAUCUCCUCCAGCUGCAGCUCGGGGGAGUCGGGGGGCACCCGCCGAGCCGGCGGAGCGGGCGGCAGCGGCUCCGGCCUCCGCCGGCAGAAGAAGCUGCCGCAGCUCUUCGAGAGGGCCUCUUCCAAGUGGUGGAACCCCAAGUUCGACUCCAACAACCUGGAGGAGGCUUGCAUGGAGAGAUGCUUCCCGCAGACCCAGCGCAGGUUUCGCUAUGCCCUCUUCUACAUCGGCGUGGCCUGUCUGCUCUGGGGCAUCUAUUUCGGCAUACACAUGAGAGAGAAACAGAUUGUUUUCAUGGUGCCGGCUCUGUGCUUCCUCCUGGUAUGUGUAGCUUUUUUUGUGUUCACUUUCACUAAGACUUAUGCCCGCCAUUACGUAUGGACUUCGCUGAUACUCACCCUCCUGGUGUUUGCUCUGACCCUCGCUCCGCAGUUCCAGGCUCUGAAGCCUGUCUCAGGAAGUGGUGACAUGUCCAACCGGACUCCCCCGGCAGAUCCCACAGACACUUGUCUUUCUCAAGUGGGCAGUUUUUCUAUGUGUAUUGAAGUGCUCUUGUUGCUUUACACAGUGAUGCACUUACCCCUGUAUUUAAGCUUGUUUCUGGGACUGUCAUACUCGGUCCUCUUUGAGACCUUUGGUUAUCACUUCCGUGAUGAGAACUGUUUCACACCUCUGGGAGCUGGUGCGGUUUACUGGGAGCUCUUGAGUAAAGCCUUCCUGCACAUCUGCAUCCACGCCAUUGGUAUUCAUUUAUUUAUCAUGUCCGAAGUCAGAUCAAGAAGCACAUUCCUGAAAGUGGGGCAAUCCAUCAUGCAUGGAAAAGACUUGGAAGUGGAAAAAGCCCUGAAAGAGAGGAUGAUUCAUUCUGUUAUGCCAAGAAUAAUAGCUGAUGACUUAAUGAAGCAGGGGGAUGAUGAAAGUGAAAACUCCAUCAAACGUCAUUCCACCUCAAGCCCCAAAAACAGGAAGAAGAAGCCCUCCAUACAGAAAACCCCCAUAAUAUUCCGUCCUUUUAAAAUGCAGCAGAUCGAGCAAGUGAGCAUUUUGUUCGCAGAUAUUGUUGGCUUCACGAAAAUGAGCGCCAACAAAUCAGCCCACGCCCUGGUGGGACUCCUGAACGACCUCUUUGGACGCUUUGACCGUCUGUGUGAGGACACUAAAUGUGAGAAGAUCAGCACUUUGGGAGACUGUUACUACUGCGUGGCGGGCUGCCCCGAGCCCCGGGCUGAUCAUGCCUAUUGCUGCAUCGAGAUGGGCUUGGGGAUGAUCAAAGCCAUCGAGCAGUUCUGCCAGGAGAAGAAAGAAAUGGUGAACAUGAGAGUCGGUGUUCACACCGGGACAGUGCUGUGUGGCAUUUUGGGAAUGAGGAGGUUCAAGUUCGACGUGUGGUCCAACGAUGUCAAUUUGGCCAAUCUGAUGGAGCAGCUCGGGGUGGCUGGGAAGGUCCAUAUUUCGGAAGCUACUGCCAAAUAUUUGGAUGAUCGUUAUGAAAUGGAGGAUGGAAAGGUGGUUGAGCGUGUCGGUCAGAGCGUGGUAGCUGACCAGUUGAAAGGUUUAAAGACCUAUCUGAUCUCAGGUCAGAAGGUGAAGGAGCCCCACUGCAGCUGUUCUCAAGCGUUGCUUCCUGGCUUGGAGUCUGCAGACGGAGCCAGGACACCGGGAACGUCGUCAGCAGAGAACUCCAGCGAGAGCAAGACAAGCAAACAGCUGGAAAAACCCAAGCCUUGCCCUUCAUGUAGUACCACCCUUGCUCCCCACUGCGAUGUCAGCAUAGAUGAAGGAGCUAUCCAAAAUGGUUGUCAGGAUGAGCAUAAAAACAGUACAAAGGCUCCAGGAGGACACAGUCCAAAGACUCAGAAUGGACUGCUGAGUCCUCCCCAGGAGGAGAAGCUCAGCAACAGCCAGACCUCCCUGUAUGAGAUGCUGCAGGAGAAGGGGCGCUGGGGCGGAGUCAGCCUGGACCAGUCAGCUCUGCUCCCCCUGAGGUUCAAAAACAUCCGGGAAAAGACAGAUGCCCACUUUGUGGAUGUGAUUAAAGAGGACAGCCUCAUGAAAGAUUACUUCUUUAAACCACCUAUUAACAAGCUGAGCCUCAACUUUUUGGAUCAGGAUUUGGAGAUGGCCUACAGGACAAGCUACCAGGAAGAGGUUAUAAGGAAUGCUCCAGUGAAGACAUUUGCCAGUGCAACCUUCAGCUCACUGCUGGACGUGUUCCUGUCCACCACAGUCUUCCUCAUCCUCUCCAUCACGUGUUUCCUCAAGCACGGGAUGGUGGCGUCCCCUCCGCCGCCCGCGGCCGUCGCCGUCUUCGUCAUCGCCAUCCUGCUGGAAGUGCUGUCCCUUGUCAUCUCCAUCAGGAUGGCGUUCUUCCUGGAGGAGGUGAUGACUUGCACCAAGCGGCUCCUGGAGGUGAUUUCUGGCUGGCUGCCUCGACACUUCUUCGGUGCAAUCCUGGUUUCUCUCCCAGCUCUCGCAGUUUUUUCACACUUCACCUCUGAUUUUGAAACAAAUAUACAUUACACCAUGUUCAUGUGUUGUGCCAUUCUCAUCACCAUUGUGCAGUACUGUAACUUCUGCCAGCUCAGCUCCUGGAUGAGAUCCCUGCUGGCAACCGUGGUGGGAGCAGUGCUGCUCAUCCUGCUCUACGUCUCCUUGUGCCCCUCCAGCUCCGUGGAAGCUCCUCAUCUAGAUUUGGCACAGAACUUUAGCUCCAGGAGGAGCCCGUGCAACAGCUCGGCGCCGGGCGGGGCGCAGCGGCCGGCGCAGCUCCUGGGCCAGGAGGUGGUUCUGGUCUCCUUCCUGCUGCUGCUGCUCGUCUGGUUCCUGAACCGCGAGUUCGAGGUCAGUUACCGCCUGCACUACCACGGCGACGUGGAGGCCGACCUGCACCGCACCAAGAUCCAGAGCAUGCGGGAUCAGGCGGACUGGCUGCUGAGGAACAUCAUCCCCUACCACGUGGCCGAGCAGCUGAAGGUGUCCCAGAGCUACUCCAAGAACCACGACAGCGGCGGGGUGAUCUUCGCCAGCAUCGUCAACUUCAGCGAGUUCUACGAGGAGAACUACGAGGGCGGCAAGGAGUGUUACCGGGUCCUGAACGAGCUCAUCGGGGACUUCGACGAGCUGCUGAGCAAACCCCACUACAGCAGCAUCGAGAAGAUCAAAACCAUCGGCGCCACCUACAUGGCGGCGUCGGGGCUCAACACCUCGCAGUGCCAGGACAGCAGCCAUCCCCACGGGCACCUGCAGACCCUUUUUGAAUUUGCCAAAGAAAUGAUGCGGGUGGUGGACGACUUCAACAACAACAUGCUGUGGUUUAACUUCAAGCUCCGGAUCGGCUUCAACCACGGCCCCCUGACGGCCGGGGUCAUCGGCACCACCAAGCUGCUGUACGACAUCUGGGGGGACACUGUGAACAUCGCCAGCAGGAUGGACACCACCGGCGUCGAGUGCCGCAUCCAGGUGAGUGAGGAGAGCUACCGCAUCCUCAACAAGAUGGGCUAUGACUUUGACUACAGGGGGACGGUCAAUGUGAAGGGCAAGGGGCAGAUGAAGACCUACCUUUACCCCAAGUGCAUGGACAACGGGGUCGUGCCGCACCACCAGUUGUCCAUAUCUCCAGACAUUCGGGUUCAAGUGGAUGGCAGCAUUGGGCGCUCUCCCACGGAUGAGAUUGCCAACCUGGUGCCUUCUGUACAGAAUUCUGAUACGAUAGCCCACGGCACAGAGAGCUCAGAAGCCAAGGACACCCUUCCUUCCGCCAAGAAGCUCCAGAAAGAGGCGGCGAAGGCCGAGGAGAGGUGCGGGUUUGGCAAAGCCGUGGAAAAGGAGGACUGUGAGGAAGCGGGGACUGACGAGGUCAAUGAACUGACAAAGCUAAAUAUCUCUAAGAGUGUAUGAUGAACUGUCAGAGUUGCAUGAAGUGCUCUGUCCGUAGAAACACACAGACUUUUGCAAUUGGCAGUUUUCUUUUUCAAGAGAGACCUUCUCCACACCUGGGUUGUACGUUUGUGUUCAUUGCGGCACCUGGGGCUGUGUGGAUCAUGGCUCUUCAGGGCUUGUUCUCAUCCAUCUCUCUCUCCAUGCCCCAAAUCGCAUCCCAAGCUCCCCAGCUCCCUGUGCAACCAUCUUACAGCUGAGUAGAGGAUAUUAAGUGCCUUCAGAUAUACUCCAUUGGACUCCCUGUCAAGGUACAGAGGCCCCAAGUGAAAUCAUAGCUUUGGGUAUUUAUCUAAUUUUAAAGAAAAGAAAAGCUGUGGUUAUAUCAUUUUUAUUGUUGUUUCUCACAAAACACUUUUUUUGGCUAAUGCAACUCCUUGGGUUUUUUAUAUCUCUCGGAAUAAUGUUUUACUGUUAUCAGACCUUUUGUAUGUAACACACAGACAUGUGCAUGUAUCUACCAUAUGAGACUGCUAUAAAGUGCCAGUAAUGCACCACAAGAAUGUCUGGGCCAGGGGUGACACCCUUUGGGUGGGGCUGGAGGGGGAGUUGUGCCGUGGCUCAGCCUUUAGUUAGGGCAGGAGGAACAGCUGCUGUCGUCGUGUUCUCCUUUCCCGAUGCUUUCUGCAGCCUCCAUGUGCCAUCGUGUGCUUUGGAUACUCUUCUUUUCCACAUAGCCAGUGAGUUAGUGAUCUGUGGGAAUGGAAGGAGGGUUGGGACAGUGCCAGCUCUGGGGACAGUUUCCAGAAGCAGAGGAGAGAGCACGGGAGCGCUGCAGUUCAGGGCUCCCGGCUCCGUACGCGGCUCGGCGGGCGAAGGUAGGUGAUGUCGGUGUCUCUGAGCUGACUGGAGAGAGAGAAAGAAAGAAGCAAAAUAAAUGUUUUGGGAAUGCCUUUAUUUAUUUAUUUAUUUUAUUCCUGUUUGGUUUCUUGGUUUUUUUUUUUUUAAUUUUGUUUAGGAAUUUUCGUGUGCGGAAGGGACCGGGAGAGAUGAGAUGAAUUGUUCGUGGGUUUAACAGGAGUAAUAAGAAAGUGUUUGAGCCUCUUUGAACUACCAACCACUGUGAGGAUGUUACCUUAGGCAAUAUUUGUUUCCAAACGACACUUUGGAAGCCACCAAACACAGUUGAGUACCCCAGCUUCCCUCUGGACUGAACCAAUGGUGCUGCACAACGUUUUUCAGGAUUUUUACACACACACACACACACACACACACAUGCACACACACAUGCACACACUGUGCUUUUGCAGCAGGGAGGAGAACAGAAUGCUCCCUUCCUGCUGCUGGAAGCAGGAAUAGGGGAAAGAGUCCUUCUAGUGAGCUGAGAAGCACAAUCAUUCCCAGUCCUGCAGCCAGCUCCGAGCACGUCCCUGGGAGCAGAGGCCUGUGGGAGCCCAGAGCUGCUUGCACAGAGGGAACUGUGGGGCUGGGGGCUUAGGCUGUGCCAGUCUGCCCCCUGCAUGCUUCCACCACCUCCCUCUCUGGCACUUGAUGCCCUGCUGGGGAUCAUACUGACCAUUCAGCUAUUCUAGUUCAGCCAACUCCCUCUGACACCAAAUAAAGUGAAAGGAUUUUUAUUCCCAAAACAAGCUGAUCAUCCAGGGAAGAGCUGGGGACAGGCAGUGCUGCACUGGCUGUGUGGUGCUGGGGCUCUUUCCAUCUCAACUCGAGUCAGAAUGUAUUGAUUCUUCCUCUUAUCCCCAUUUUGGGGUGUGAGUAAUAAAUGUGUCCAUUGUGGGGUUCCUAUUCAGCUGGUGGAGAUCCAUCUCCACAGUCAGCAUGGAGCCUGUGAAGCCUUUACCAGAUGUGAGAGUCUGGGAUUUCUGGAUCUCAGUUAAACAGAACUCUGCACACAAGUCCUGCACAGCUGUUGUUCAUGCAUGUCAGUAUUCCCUUUGAUAGGAAAGCUGUUCAGAAUUCAUCUUCUUCCCUCCAUCUGCUAGAACACAACAAACCAGGGGAUCCUCACCCCCAAAUCCCUGUGCCAUAGAUGCUGCUGCCUGUGUGGAGGCUGUUCCCAAAGAGCAGCAACGUGAGGUGGUUUUGAGUGCACAGUUUUCCAGGAGCUUCCUUCUCCCUAGAUUACAACUCCCUCCUCCCCACUGUGGGUUGCACUUCCAACUUUCAGGUAGUAAUUCUGCAAAUACCUCUUGCACCUGAAGAAUGUAUUCCUGAAACCAUUGGUUCAGUUAAGGUGUGUCAGUAUUCCUUUUCCUACAGUCAAGGAGCUAGCAUGAUCCAGAAUUGUUUACAUGCCUUCUAGUGUUAUGUCAUUGUCUUAGAGUCGUUCCAGCCUUUCUCCCUGUCACUUCUUUCUCCCAGUUUUGUAAACCCUUGCUCUCUCCCUGCUCAGCUGUGUGCAAGGGCAGAGCUCAGUCAGGAUGUGCUGGCUCCCUAAGACACUGCACAAUAACCAAACCUCCACCAGCCCAGCCCUGCACCUGGGAGAGGUUGGCAACCCGUGGUUAAACCUGAAAGGAAGAGGUGCUGGAAUGGGACCCGGACCCAAAGCACCUUCCUCUUCGUUGUUCAAGCACUUCAGGAUGCAAAAUCCUUCUCCAGCCUGUGAAGUGCCCAAGGCUCCCGUGCUGCUGUGGUGUGGGGCUGUGGGAGUAUCAUUGGGUUUAUGGGAACAUCAAAAUACCCAACCCCAAACCCACCAAGGCCUCUCUUUGUUGACACUAAGCAAAUAAAGGCACUGAGGACUCAGAAAUCAAGGGCUGUUGUGUGCUCUGGGAGCUGCCACUGGUUGUACUCUGCCUUAACUCUGGGUUGGGGAAGGACUCCUGAUGGGUGAGCAGUGGUGCCCGUUUGCUCAUUGACAGAACAGCAGCAAUCCCACAGCUGGGCUGUGGGGCUGCCAGGGGUUCAGCCUCUUCAAUGCAGUGCAGUAAUCUAAUGAAGUUCAAUUCUCAAUGGAGGGGGAGAUUUUCCAUGUGCAAAAACAUGAAGGAGAUACCUGUUUGUGUUGUAAUCAGUGUGAGCUGAACCUUCACACCUCCCCUUAUGCUUUUGAAGAUUUCUCCUGACACUAAAAUGACUCUGGAGGUGUUUCUAGCAGUGUUGUGUGGCUCUGCUGCACAAUUGCUGACAUGUGUGCUGGUGGGAGGCAAAGUUCACUCCAUUAAAAUGCCUGUGGUGUGUGUGCUGUUGGUGCCAGCGGUGCUGUCAGUGACCAUGGGGGGCUGCCAGACUCCCAGGGGUUUGUUCACCAGUGUGUGGCUGCACUUCCACAAUCUC
Ficedula albicollis (Collared flycatcher) is the source of this 7532-nucleotide messenger RNA. It is a transcript of the gene ADCY9, whose product is annotated as adenylate cyclase 9. Gene Ontology annotation, biological process: cyclic nucleotide biosynthetic process; adenylate cyclase-activating G protein-coupled receptor signaling pathway; intracellular signal transduction. Gene Ontology annotation, molecular function: adenylate cyclase activity. The transcript has 11 exons. NCBI's taxonomy places the organism in Eukaryota, Metazoa, Chordata, Aves, Passeriformes, Muscicapidae. The coding region runs from base 210 to 4253 and encodes 1347 amino acids. The record is from RefSeq and is a predicted model, not a curated record.